Molecule: messenger RNA, 2131 nt
Organism: Mastomys coucha (southern multimammate mouse)
Lineage: Eukaryota; Metazoa; Chordata; Mammalia; Rodentia; Muridae
Gene: Smim3
Product: small integral membrane protein 3
Exons: 2
Coding region: 811-993 (60 amino acids)
Source: RefSeq, a predicted model, not a curated record
UAGACCAGAUUAGUCAAAGACUCACAGAUCCACCUGCCUCUGCCUCCGAGGAUUAGAGGCCUGCACCACUAUGCCUGGCCAUCAUUUUUUCUGAAAGAUAUUUGGAGUCACACAUCUUCAGCCACUUGCAGUAGCAGUGACUCAGAGCUGUCUUCUCUCAGCCCUAUGUCUGGUGGAUAUGAAACAGCUGCCCCACUGCGCAGGGCUCUGGCCGAGCUGGAUGAACACCACACCUGCAGGAUGCCACCUGCCUCUAUCUGCUUUUUUUCUUGCUGUGGGGUAAUUAAGCUAGCCUGCUAGCAGGAAGUAAUUUCUUUUAUUGCCUCCUUCCUAGGCCAGGUCCUUGGUGGUAAAACCAGUUGGAGAACCACUGGCAACCUCUCAAAAGCUAGUUCUUCCCUUCAGUUCAGAGGUGAAGAAGGGUCAGCUGCUUCAGUAGAAGGUCAAAGCUUGGGACAGACCACGAAAAGCUAUCAAACUUAGCACUGUGGUUGCCUCCUCAGGGUUCAGAUCAGUUUUAGACCGCCAUUGCCCCUAGCUAGUGUUAGGGCUUCUGACCUCUUUGUAAAGAGUCUCUCCUGCCCCACCCCGAUUUCUGUGUUCAUUUGAUUAGGUCAAUUCUGUGAAGCCGUAAGUGCUCGCGUUUGUCAGCGUUCUGUUACCACCACACCCGAGAUAAUCAACGUAUAAAAAGAAAAGAAUUGUUUUUGGCUCAUAGUUCUGGAGUUCAACAUCGUGGCCAGGUCUCCAAGACAUGGCACGCGACGGUGUGGUGGGGACGGAAGCUGCUCGCUUCAUGGCAGGGCCAACAUGGAUGCUAUCAGCCAAUCCCCUGUGGAUGUCCCGCUUCCCAAGCACAUCCUGGAUAUCUGGGCCAUAGUCCUCAUCAUCCUGGCUACCAUCGUCAUCAUGACCUCCUUGUUCCUGUGCCCGGCCACUGCGGUCAUCAUCUACCGAAUGCGGACUCACCCAGUCCUCAAUGGGGCUGUCUGAGACCCUCGAAGGCGGGAUGGCGUGUGAUAAGGGCAGGGGUCUCGCCCCUAUCCUGUUCUCAGAAAGACAGUGGGGGGGAGACUCACGAGCUGGAUUUGUGCUUUAGUUAUGAUUCUGCUGUUGGCCAACAGUGUAGAUGUGAUCAAGGGACCUAACUCUGUGAGUCCCCGGCUCCUUAGCUUUCUGCUAUGGGUCAUGACCCCUGCCUUCCUGCCUCACAGAGUUGUGAGAACCAUGUGAUAGUGGAGGUAAAAGUUGUUUGUGAGCAGUGAAGCCACACAGACAUUGUGCGAUGAGAAGCUUUGAAGAACCAAAGACCCCCUGAAGCUGCUGAUGGUCAAGGAAGUGAGGGAGACUGGGAAAGAGGGCCACUGCCCCUCAUGCCGAGCCAAGCAAAAUGGUGCACCCUGUUCUCAGCAAGGCAGAUUUUUUUUUUUUUUUUUUAAGCAACACUCUUUCUAUUUUUCUCAGUUUGGGAGAAAGAGCGAGUAUGACAGAGGAGAGAGAUGAGUACAAGUUUCAGAAACGUCUCAGCCAAUCCCUGCUCCUGAAGGAGAGCUUUGCCAUUAUGUACCAAGCGAGAUGACCUGCUUCUGCACUGUUGGCACUUCACAUCUCUGUUAGCGCUGACUCUCAGCCGUGUUGGAAAUGCAGGGUCACAGGCCGAGUUUCCCACCCAGCAUUUCAGCUCCUUUGUGUACCCCACAAGUAAAGGAUUCCUCUCUGUCUGAGCUUUGUUGGAUUUAGCUUCAAGCUUUUGUUCUUCAUCUUCUGCGGCACUGGCGAUGGAACUUUGGCCUCCUUCAUGCUGGGAAAGGAUCCCACCACUGAGCUACAGCCCCGCCCUUCUAGCCCUCACAGCUGUCUGAAGUACUUAUUAUUUUAAGAGAUUUCCCAGGACUUUUGAACUCGACUUAAAACAACGAUGGUUAUUUUAGAUGCUAUGGUUUAUAUUUAUAAUAGAGAUAUUUCUAGACUAUUAAUGCUUGCCCUUUGAUACCGAAGUCAGGGGUAUCUUGGGAUUUAUUGUUAUGUAAGAAGAUAGUAUAGAUAUUGGGAUAGUAUUAUGUCAAAUGAUGCUUAAUCGGAUCUUCAUUGAUGUAUGCAUCCAGUUCCCAAUAAAUGCCACACUGAGCAU